Eruca vesicaria subsp. sativa (arugula) is the source of this 549-nucleotide messenger RNA. Lineage: Eukaryota; Viridiplantae; Streptophyta; Magnoliopsida; Brassicales; Brassicaceae. The record is from the annotation of a GenBank genome assembly.
AUGUUCAACAAACAAAAGGAAUCCAAUGGCACGGCCUCUCGCACCGGGGCCGACUCGCCGUUCUUGCAAAAGGCACGCUCGGGGAAAACCGAAGUCCGAGAGCUAGAAGCCGUGUUCAAGAAGUUCGACGUAAACGGAGACGGUAAAAUCUCAUCAAAGGAGCUAGGCGCUGUAAUGGCGAGUCUAGGCCACGAGGUUCCAGAUGAGGAGCUUCAGAAGGCGAUAAAAGAGAUAGACAGGAAAGGAGACGGUUACAUAAACUUGGAGGAGUUCGUUGAGCUGUUCACUAAAGGGAUGGACCAGGACGAUGUGUUGGAGAAUCUCAAGGAUGCGUUCUCUGUUUAUGAUAUAGAUGGGAACGGGUCUAUAUCGGCUGAGGAGCUGCAUGAGGUUUUGAGGAGUCUUGGAGAUGAAUGCUCGAUCGGGGAGUGUAGGAAGAUGAUUGGUGGUGUGGAUAAGGAUGGAGAUGGGAUGAUUGAUUUUGAGGAGUUUAAGGUUAUGAUGACUAUGGGAUCUAGGCGUGAUAAUGUCAUGGGAGCUCAGUGGUAG